AUGGAGAGCCUCAGGCAGCGGCGGCGGCGGCGCGCGGGGCAGAGUUGCGCGCGGAGCCUGGGCGCGCUGCUGCUGGGCGCGCUUUGCGCCUGCUCGGCCGGCGCCUUCGAGCUCACCAUCCUGCACACCAACGACGUCCACGCCCGCGUGGAACAGACCAGCCGCGACUCGGGCAAAUGCGACGGGCAGGACUGCUACGGAGGCGUCGCGCGACGCGCCACCGAGAUCCGCCGGGUGCGCGCCGCGCAGCGCAACGUGCUGCUCCUCGACGCCGGCGACCAGUACCAGGGCACCGUGUGGUUCAGCUUCUUCAAAGGGCAGGAGGUGGUGCGCUUCAUGAACCUCCUCGGCUAUGACGCAAUGGUAAGCGGGGGGGGGCGGCGAGAGAGGGGGGCAAACCCGUCAGGUGGGGCGCGAGGGUCUGGCACGCUCCCCCCCUCCCAAAAAAACUUUCUGUGGCGCCAUUGGAUCCUCCCAACUGGAUGUGCUCCAGUAUGGAGGGAGGCCAUAAGAAAGAUCUGAGCAGGCAUGAGAAGAGGCCGGUUUUCUUUCUUUCCCUUCAUAGCUGAAGGGACUCGGGCUCUCCUCAGGUGGUUUAUUGGCAGGCCACAGGUUCAGGGCUGAGGUAAUGACGCUCUUCUAUUUAGGGUAGCAAAAAGCAAGAGUCUGAACCAUUUUUUCAAGGUUCCAGGGGUUGGAUACUAACCAACAACAACAGUGAUCUCCCUUCAGCUUUUCCACUUUCCGCCUUGAUUCUAUUUGGUCAGCUUUACUUUGAGGCAACUUUUCCAAACACUGAGCGCUUCAAAUCCUGUAAACACUACUUGCACCAUGUAAAUGAUAAUAAAAUUAAGCUGUGGACCAUAAGAGAUCAGCUGGACACCUUGAAGGGAGGAAUCCUUUCUUCUUAAGUAGUGGAGAAGGCCAGCAGCCAGCCACAACCAGAAGAUGUCAGACUCACCACUGAGAAGCUCCUCUAGAAGAGGUUGGGAUUUUGGAGGAGAUGCUCCAGAGAAGCACAACCUGGUGCCUAUUCUCUUACCUCCAUGUAAGAAAAAAAUGGAGCACUCCCAUCAUUUAGCCUAAUCUCUGGGUGCAGAGGAGCUGCAGGCCUGCUGUUGGAAAGAAAGUGCUGGAGUAGUUGCACCUUUGAUCAGAUCCAGCUACUGCUGUCGGUUACAUGGAACUGCCUCUGAAGACUUGGAUGUGUUAAUAACAAGCCCAGAAUACAUAUGUGAAGCUGUUAAUUUGUAUAUCCAAAAAUGAACCUAUCUCGGCACUACUUAGCAAACUCCACUGGCUUCCAGACUACUGCUGAGCAGAAAUAAAAGUGAUAGUGCCAUCAGAUCAGGACUUUGGGGCAGACAUCAAGGGUCCCCCACUCAGAAGAAUGAGCAGGAGGGCCUUCAAAUGCAGCAGGGGUGGCUUACCACACACUGAAGUAAGUUAAGUAAUACACAUUCCCAUCUAAACAGCAGGAGCCCCUGAAAUGCCGUUUUAGACUUUGGACAUUAUGUUCAAAGUCUAAAAUACCUAGCUGCAGCGCUGAUUCCAAGUGCUGCAGAUUUUUAACCUUUAAAGUUGUAAGUCUGGAACCAUGGCAUUUGGAAUACCAUCUACUAUACUGCUAUAUGCCCUGCUCUAAUAUUAAGAGCAAGACCAAAGAUGGACGUAGAAAACAUAAUCCCACAUGGGAAGACUGUUGGGAUGAUGAAGAAAUAAAUAGUGAACCAACACCUAAUACUAUCCCAAAAUCCAGUGCUGUUAACAACUGUACUGCCUGCUUCUUCCAUAACUUGCAAGCUUUGUCCAGUGUAAUUGUCAUGGUAUCCUAUCUUAACGUGAUUAUAUUAAAUGAUUGUUGCCCCUUGUAUCCUCGGGAUAUAUACUUCCAGGAAACACUUCUGCCGGUUGUGCAUAGGAAAAGCAUUUGCCGUUAUUCUGGCCUCUAGAAAAACACACACUCUUAAAUGUGACACUGAAUCUAGAAAGGUGGCUAUUUUGCUUUGUGACAACAGCCUACUCACAUCUGUUCCACUUAUCAAACCUCUGCAGGCAGUGUGGCAACAAGGAGUUAAGCACUUGGCACUAAACUUAAGUGAAUGGGAAUAUAAGAAAGAAAAGAAAGAAAAUGUGAGAGAGAAGGCUGGGAUGGAUACUGGACUCAUCUCUUCUCAUUCUGUGGUGUGAAUUGCAGUGCAUCCUUUCAUUCCGAUCAAUAUGAAAAUCUCUUGGAAGAGAAGGUCUUUUAAUCUGUUUUUGUGAGAUGAGAGAACAACAGGAGACGUAGAUAUAUAACUUGCAGUGUCUGGGCAAGGGAACAUCUUGUCCUCCUUUUAUCCAAGCGUUGGCUGGCAUGCCACAGCAGAGCCAUCGGAUUUGAGAUUAUUAUGCCAUACCUCGUUCCCUCUCCUAAGCAGCACAGGGUUAGGGUGGAGAUUUGGGGGGCCAAGUUAAAGCCAGUCCCAUCUUUGCUUGGCACUACUGUUUUUGGUUUCUGGAUAAAUGACAAAAAAACUAUUGCAUAAAGAUACAUGGGGUGUGGUUUUGGAUCCCCAAAUUUUCUUUGGUGAAAUCUGUUUAAGCAUAGUGGGAACUAUUUUGAAAUAAUCUGUAAAAAGAAAUGAAAUGUACAAGAUUGAAAGAGUCCUGCUGUCAAUUAUAUGUGCAAAGUAAAAGCAGAUGUUUGUUUCAGUCUCAAAGCAUACAGAAAAUUCUGGAAUGUGCCCAAGCCAGAUUCUAAAUACUUCAUUGCUGAAAAUUUCACUAUUUGCUUAGAUGCUACUUUUAUAAUAUACAGAUUUUAUCUGCUUUUAUUGGGAACACAUAACGUUGGGUGAUCAAAUACAUCUGGACAAAUACGUCAAAUCAGGCUUGUAAUCAGUGCUGAGUUGUUUUGCUCAAGCUUUCAUUCUAUUUUAAGCAUGUGAAGUAUCAUAUAUUUUAAAUCCAUUCUAGGUCUUGUUCUUGGCAUUUUAAGUAGCUUCAAGUUGUUUGUUUCCACAUCCAAAUCACAGUGUGGGCAGCUCUGUUUGGUCUGCACUGCACUUGUUGUGGACAAAAGAAGGUAAACAUGACUUCAGCACGCUGCAACAUAGUACAAUGCGUUAUCUGGUGCCUUCCAUGCAGACCACAAUAGAUGAAUGUGCCUACUGUAAACAGACACAAACAUCUCUGAAAGUAUUAUUGAGCCAUAUUGUGGUUAGGUGUGUAAAUAUGUUUAUCUGCCUACCAUGUCAGUCCAACUUAAUACAGUGGUGCCUCGCAAGACGAAAUUAAUCCGUUCCGCGAGUGUCUUCGUCUAGCGGUUUUUUCGUCUUGCGAAGCAACCCUAUUAGCGGCUUAACGGAUUAGCGCUAUUAGCGGUUUAGCGGCUAUUAAAGGCUUAUCGGCUUAGCAGAUUAGCUGCUAAAAGGCUAUUAAAGGCUUAGCGGCUUAGAUAAAGGGGGGGGGAGCGGAAAAAAAAUCUCAAGACUCGCAAGACAUUUUCGUCUUGCGAAGCAAGCCCAUAGGGAAAUUCGUCCUGCAAAGCAACUCAAAAACGGAAAACCCUUUCGUCUAGCGGGUUUUCCGUCUUGCGAGGCAUUCAUCUUGCGGGGCACCACUGUAACACUACAUGUAGAAUACAGUAUCAUGUUUAUAACAUUGUAUCCUGCCCUAAGCACAGAAGGGACAGGGAUGCAAGACCAGGCAUUGCCUGAACGGUAUGUUUCAUAUUUCAAGAAUCCUUGUCAUUGCCUAAAAGGGUGGAAAUCAGAGAAACGAUUUGCCCUGGAAAGUGUAGAAGGAAGCUGCUUGGAAAUAUUGGCUCUUCAGAGUAGCUUGUUACACUUACACCACAAAGCACUCAUAACCCACCUACUUUCAGCAGCCAGAAACACCAUAACCAGACACUGGAGAGACCUGUCAGGAGUAAGCAUGGACCAAUGGUACCAAAUAGUAUGGGAAACAGCCCUACUAGAAAAAUUAACCAAUAAACUGAAACUGAUACUGGGACAAACAGAAGAAGACGCCUUUACCCCGGUAUGGCUCCCCUUUAUCACAUACAUAGCCCAACAAGACAAUGACAAUAAUCCACCAACAGCACACAAAUCAAUAUGGCUAACCUGAUCCAAAACACUCACCCACGAAAACAAAGAUCACCACAGCCAAUCACAAACGAACAACCACACCCUAGGCCAACCCCAACCUCUCUCACCACCGAAGGAACACAAGUGAACAGCAGAGAACCUACACGAGCAACGCUGACACCAAACCCUACAUACAUUAAGCAAAAUAGAAACAUUGUCACCCAUCCCCACCCCCCCCAUUUUCCCCCUCCCCCCUCCCCAAUGUCUCAUCAAAUGAAACUGAUUUGUAAAAAUGUUACAUGGAAAAAAUACGAGAGACAUUACACAUACUUCUGUAAAACAAGAAAAUAUUUAAUAAUAAUAAUAAAAAUAGUAGCUUGUUACACCAUGUCUUAAAAAAGAGAACAAUAAAUUACAGGGAUAUAUUUGCAGUGUAAUACAUACGUUUCCAAAUCUUUUCUGCUGAAGGCAUGGUGAGUAAGCACAUAUUUUGUCAUGCUGUGCAGUGUUGAUUGGUCAGAUUGAUCUUUGGCUCAGGGGAAAAAAGGGUGCAAGAUCAUUCAGUUAAACCAGGAAGAGGGUAGAAGGAUAAAGACAGCAGGAUAAAAGUCCCUUUCUUUUCCUUCAGCAAGCACUGUCAUCUUGAAGUACUUUUUACAGUUAUACAGGGUGAGUCCUUUAAAAGAGGCCCCGUGGAUAUGGAGUACACAUGUUCCACGGAGCCUCUUUUAAAAGACUCACCCUAUAGUUGAAACGGAAGUCAGGCAACUUCUACACCCAAAUAUGUUCCUUUGGUGAGCAGUCUGGUUAAAGGUGGUUAUGGGAGAGCCUUGAUUUGAACCUUGCAAAAAGAUAAAGAAAUUUAAACAUUCUAAAGAAAUUGUGGAGGGCCAGUGAAAUUCCAAAUAUUUUAAAUUCUUAAAUACAAUUACUCAUUGGCUCAAAAUUCCAAAUCUAGUCCAUUGUGACAAUUGGAGAGGAUGCUGACACUGUUCUUGUUUGAAAAUGGGGCUGAGGGACUUAUUCCAACUUCCAUCAGGCUUGACCAUUGGUCACACCGGCCUGGGGGUUUUGGGAGUGGAAGUACAUCAAUAUUUAGAAGGCCACAGGUUUUUAAAUCUUAGCGUUUCAGAGGCUGAAGAACUGUGUUGAUGCACCUCCAAAUAUUAGUAGCUGAACUGAAAUAGAUGUAAGAGAGCUUGAAAAGAUACUAUUUGGAUAUAGCAUACUGUUCAUGUGUUAGAACUGGAUGGAUCACAGUGUAGAUUUUAAAACAUGUCAUUAUGCUGUACUUUGCUUUUCAUGAUUGCGGGAACUUCUUGUCAAUAGGAGAUUCUAUUUUUCUUUUCUUUUAUGUUGUGCAGACAAUCGGGAACCAUGAAUUUGACAACGGUGUGAAUGGAUUAUUGGAUCCACUGCUGAAAAAUGUUAAGUUUCCUGUUGUAAGUGCAAACAUUAAAGCAAACAAGAAACUAGCAAGCAACAUCACAGGAUAUUUCCUUCCUUACAAAAUUCUGAAAGUUGGCUCGGAAAAAGUGGGAAUUGUUGGCUAUACCUCGAAGGAGACACCUGUCCUUUCAAAUCCAGGUAUUCUUUCUUUUAAUGCUUAUGUAAAAAUUAUGCAAAUAAAUAUAUUUAUUUUGAAUCAUGUGACUCCCACCCUAUUUUAUUUCUUCUUCCUGUAGCAAUUAUAUUAAAUGGUGCUCAAAGUAAGAUAAAAAGUGAGCACCAGAUAUGUGUGACUAUAGUGGAAUCAGAGGAUAGAACCUCCCCCCCCCCAUAUAUAUACACACACACAUACACGGUUUUCAUCUAUUUAGAUCUUUGUUUAAUUAUCAGCUUAAUGUGUCAUCCAGUCACAGGCAUCUGGACAGGUCUCAAAGAUUAUGAGAGGAAUUCAACAUUGUGCUAAGGCAGUCAUCAAGACAAGUACCGUAUGUUCUGGCGUACAAGAUGACUUUUUAUCCCUGGAAAAUCACCCCAAUAGUCGGGGGUCAUCUUAUACGCCGGGUAUACGCUUUGGGAAGGAGGAGAGGAAGCCAGUGAGCAGAGGCGCCCCUUCUGCCGUCACUCCUCCUCCAUCUCCACAGAAGGGGCCGCGGAAAGUCCUUCCGAGUGCGGCGCUCGCCCGCCCGCCCGCCAAACGCCUCGCCUCAGGCUGCUGCUGCUGCUGCAACUGCAGAGGCAGCGGAGCGGUGCGCGCUCUGCCCCGGCGACGCUCAAACCCUACAACUCUAAAAUUGAACAGCAAUUUCGCCUUAUACGCCCAGUCGCCUAAUUCGCUGGAAUCUAUGGUAUUUUGGCUUGCCAGAUGUAUGCUAUCCCAGGGGUUCUCUUGACACACCCCAGCUACUUAUAGUGGGUGGGUGGGGAGGAGAGGGGAGGGGAAGGAAGAUCCAUUGCAAAAGAGAACAGGACUCGUUAUUUGAAACCUGCCCAAUGGUUAUUUAAUGAUUAAUUAGUUAGACCAAAAUUUCUACCAGGAGUCAUUAACUCGGAUUCAUAUCUUUAGGUUUCCUGUACUGUUCAUGUGUAUUUCAAAAAAACACAUCUGUCCUCUGAUGAAAGACCUGGGGCAUUUUGUAACCUCUCCCUUUCCUCCUUAGGGAAGAAUUGUGAAAUCACCUUGUCCAAGCAACUUAAGACAUUUGCAUGAAUUUCAAAAGGAUAUAGAUUUAUAGGCUGUACAAAUGCAAAAUCAUCAGGCCAAGAAAGCUGCAUUUGCUCUGAGCUAAAAGGAAAUGCCACUCUUUACUCCAGAGCCCAGAACAAAAGGCUGUUGGCUUUACUAGCUACCAGAUGGUGUUCCAUGCAGCUCAGCCUUCUGCUUUUCUGGGAAUCCUUUCAUGUAUCAUUUCCAUUAUUAUUGUGAGAACAUGGAACAAAGCCUAAGCUAUUGCUCAGUGUCAUAAAACCCGGGGCCAAAAUGAGAGCAGCCAUUUUUGUUUAGACACGUGUUCUUCAUUCAUGUCCAAUAGCUGAUAUCCACUGCUAUUUCAUAUCCAGGAGUAAGGAAUUGCCGAUUGACUGCAUGUUAGCAAACUGCUACAUAAAUGCUUUGGUGAAUGAAUACGUUCUGUAGCUGUUCUAGUACUGACUAAUAAUGGGAACAUAAAGAGCCUGCUAAUAGUUCCAAAAUUAAUAAUGGGAACAUAAAGAGCCUGCUAAUAGUUCCAAAAUUAAUAAUGGGAACAUGGUUUCCUGAUUCUACUCUGAUGUUGGCACAUUAUUUACGGUCUUCUUGUUUCUGAAAGUGUCUGGAACACUGGAGGCUAGGGUAGAUUGGAUCUUCUUAUUAGCAUUAUUUUUGUGGGGAUAGCUUGCUGCAUAAUGUUUUAAUUGAUAUUACCCCUACCCUCCAGAGCUGGUUUGGGGAGAGUGUACAGUGUGUGCUGGGGGCAAGGAGAUGUCCCCCCCCCUUUUUAAAAAGUUUUAAAUUAUAAGUUUCAUUUAUAUAUAUCACAACAAUUAUCCAAUCGUAAUUUUAACGUUUUAAACUCUGGCUCCUUUCCCCCUCUUUCUGUGGUUCUUUACCUUUCUUUUCAUCUUCCUGCAUACUCCAAAUUAUUUCAACACAUUCUUUUAUGUAUCUAUUACCGUAUAUAUCAUAUAUAUAGAGAGAGAGAGAGAGCGCGCGCGCAGGUAUUUACAGUAAUCCUGCCAAUGUCUUAAUCUGUUUAUAGUUUGUUUGUAAAUACUAAAAAAAAACCAUUUCCAUUCCUGUCUAAAAAGAAUUGUUUCCUUGAUUUCUUAUUCUCCCGGUAAGUUUCGCCAUUUCUGUGUAGUUCAUUAACUUCUGUUUCCAAUCUUCUCUUGUCAGGACCUUGGGGAGAUGUUCCCUUGCACAAGUGGAAGUUGUUCUGCUUGCACAAUGAUUUUAUUUGAAUACCAUCCCCUUUCUGCUAAAGCAACCAAAUGAUUUCCUGUCAUAUGAGGGGUCCACAGAAAUACGGAGCUAGCAAAUUAGCAAUGUAUCAGUCUAACUUCCAUUACAGUGGUACCUCAGGUUAAGUACUUAAUUCGUUCUGGAGGUCCGUUCUUAACCUGAAGCACCACUUUAGCUAAUGUGGCCUCCUGCUGCUGCCGCACCACCAGAGCACAAUUUCUGUUCUUAUCUUGCAGCAAAGUUCUUAACCUAUUUCUGGGUUAGCAGAAUGUGUAACCUGAAGCAUAUGUAGCCUGAAGCGUAUGUAACCUGAGGUACCACUGUACUUGAAAGGAACUCGUUAAACCAAGAGAGAAUGUUAUGUAUAGUAUAUACGUUAUAUAUGUAUAAUAUAUUUGUUCAUGUGCUUUGGCAAAUCAUUUUGUGAGAAUAAAAUGAAAUACAAAACAUUAAUGCAUUUUUUCUGGAUUUUUAGGGCCGGAUUUAACAUUUGAAGAUGAAGUUACAGCAUUACAGCCACAAGUGGACAAACUUAUAACUUUAGGAGUCAACAAAAUCAUUGCACUCGGUCACUCUGGUUUUACUGUGGACAAAAACAUUGCUCAGAAAGUGAGAGGUGUGGAUGUUGUAGUUGGGGGACAUACAAACACCUUUCUUUAUACAGGUAUGUCAUUUCCUUGGCAAAAAGAGGGGAUUCUGAUUGGUUAGUACUUUAAUUAUUGUAGCUAUGUCUCAGCAGUUAUAACAGGGUGCUGAAUAUUUAAUUCUUCAUGCUCCUCACUGUGGUACAGCUAGGCAUGUUUGGAAGAAACUGUCGUGGGAACUAAGCAUUUGAAAGUAUAAGAAUAAACCUUGAAACUAGUCUAGUGUAGAGGGUUUUUUUCUCUUGAUGUCCUUCAUCAGCCUUUCCUAACCUGGUGCCCUUCAGAUGCUAUAGGCAGGGGUCCUCAAACUUUUUAAACAGGGGGCCAGUUCACUGUCCCUCAGACACUGUUGGGGGAUGGACUAUAGUUUGAAAAAAAUACGAACAAAUUCCUGUGCACACAGCACAUAUUUUAUCUGUAGUGCACAAAAAUCAGGAAAAACAAUACAAUAUUUUAAAUGAAGAACAAUUUUAAUCAACAUAAACUUAUAAGUAUUUCAGUGGGGGGGAUAUGAGAGAGAGAGAGAGAGAGAGAGAGAGAGAGAGAGAGAGAGAGAGGAGGAGGGUGACCAAAUAAGAGGGAGGAAAGGAAAGAGGCUCUGGGCAGAGGCGGUGGCAGCAGCAUCCAGCUGCUCCUCCCUCAGUGCCCUCCAGCGAGAGACCCGGACCCGGCUGCAGUGCUGGCGACGGCCGCUGUGCCUUCGCUCUAUGCCCGCAUUUCCACAAGCCUUCCUUGGCGGUGGCUCCUCCGGGCUCGGUUCCAGGCCUGGCUGGUCCAUGGGCCAGUCCCUCCCCCUUCAGACCCACUUUGCCUGACAACCGAGGAGGAGGAGGAGGAGGUGCAUGUGUGGAGAAGGAGAAACUGGGUGGGGAGGGGGGGGAUUGUGGUCGUUGCCACAAAGGCUGCCACCGAACUGGUGGUCCUUUCCCAGCGGUUUGAGGGAGCUGCCACUAGCACCAGCAGUCUCUCUCUCUCACUCACACCCCCCCUCCCUGGUGUGCCCAUGCGCACACACACCUGGGAUUGUGAUGGGACUGAUGGGCAGCCAAGUGGGCUGGGGCUGGAGAGUGUGGUCUGAGGAGUAGCCGGAAAGGAUUGGACCCAGCUGCUUGCAGUAGUAGUGGUUCGGAGGGAAGGAAGCUCACAUUGGCUGUAGCCAUCUAGGCAACAGGAAGGAGGAGCGCUGUGGGUUCUGCAAUUGCCAGGCAGGCUGGGUUCAGGACCCUGGCGGGCCGGAUUUGGCCCGUGGACUGUAGUUUGAGGACCCCUGCUAUAGGAAUCUUAACUCUCUAUAGCCUCAGCUCAGCUAGCAUGUCCAAUGGCCAUAAAUGAAGGGACUUGUAGUCUAUCAGCAUCUAGAAGGCAUCAUGUACACAAUGGGUGUAAGACGCCCAAUGAACUGACUAGGUCUUCUAAGCAGACAUGAAUAGAAUUGUGCUGUUAUUUGAGAAGCAUAAAAGAUCAAUGGAAUAUCAGCAACACCUCUUGUAGGUUCAGUGACACUUCUUGUUCAGUUUUUACGUGUUUCUUUUUUUAACAUCUUGAAUUUACCUUGGUCAUAGCUUUCAGUCUUUUAUUCAUUCAUCAGAGUUUCAUUUUCUCCUCAGGAAGUGGUUGGCUUUUGGUUUGCUGUUAAGCACUAAGGAUGCUGGGCCUUUUUCCAGUGGCUUUCAUAGCUGUACACAAAUGAAUCAUGUCUCUGUCCUCUCCUGUUUCUGCUUGUGUCUAUGUGUCUUUUCCUGCCCUUGGUCCAGAAUAAAUAUGAACUUUGUCUCACUCUCUCUCUCCCGUCUUACACCUUCCUUCAGGAUUAUUUAGUGAUUUCUCUAGCCUCCCUCAUACUAGAUCAGGGUAAACUUUCCUGUGUGUGAAAUGUUCCUCUGAAAUGGUGGUUUAAAACCUUUCAGAAAUAGUGGUGGGAUAACUCACCUCAGCAAUAUUCAAAAUUGGCUCAGAAAUUGGAAACUUUUCCAGGAUGUGUUCAGAAAAAAACAACAUUCCGUUUCCCACUGUUCGCUCUAUUCUAAUUAUAACAUUGGUCCAUGUACAGAUGGCACAAACACUUUGCUUUUUUCAGACAUACCUGUAAAGCUUCUGGCUUUCAGAACCUGGUCUGCUGAAUGCUUGCCAAGCAUUUACCAAUUAUUGUUGUAUAUCUGAUUGGGAGUGAAACUUUUAACCUAUAGUUUCCCCCACAAUAGCCACGCUAUGGAAUUUAUUCGCUAAUGAGAGUCUUCAGCUUUUUAUAAUACUUCCCCCCUCCUUGAACUUCCACAAUUUUAUAGGGAGGAUUUGACUAUAAAAGGCAAAGUUGAUGGAGCUGAGUGAUGCUUUGGGUUUUCUUUUGAACAUAGUUUGCUCUGAUUCCUAUUUAGAAUUUCUUCCCAAUCUUUUGAUUUAUUUUUAUUUUGCUGAAAUGGGUAAGAAUCUCAUCCCAGUGGCUUCCCUUUUGCCUAAACGUGAGCAUAGAAAUCUAUUUCCUUCCUUGGUCCUCUUUCUGUCUCUAGCAGGGAUAGAUUUUGAUUCCCUGGAUGUUCUGUUUGCCUUUAGCUGGGCCAAAUUGAAAACAUUUUGAUUUCCUAGUUGUCCUUAGCAUGGGCAAUGCUAAUGCCUUUGUCCUGCUACUUUAAUGUUUUAGUGUACAUGUGUAUUCAAUAACUAUGGAUGCAUACAUUCCCACUCCUUUGCAUUCUUCACUAUAUAAACUGGUGUGUGUAGAGCCCAACCUCAAAAACGAGUAAAACCGCAUUUAGUGAAUACAGUUCCGAAAACAAAAUAGCUUGCAGGUACAGUCUCUCUGUCUCUCUCGCCCCACCCCUGAACUGCAAGAGGUGUAGUUACAGAGAUGGGUAUUCUUAGUGCUAGGUUGGCAGUCUAGGAGUUCAGAGUGCUGAAGAGGAGGCAUUGAGGUCAGGCAGGGUGUUGUGCUCAGAUGAGUCAUGCUGCUCCAGGUGGAUGUAGAUUUCACACACACAUAUCUGGCAAAGGUUAUGUCUUUCACCCAGGAUCUCAUAUACUUUUUCCCAGCUAUGAGGGUUUCUCAGCUCUAUGUUCUUCAAGCCACUCUGUAUCAUACACUUUUGUUACUCUGACCACAGACUGACAUUAGUCUAGUGACACCAGUGCUGAUUUGGGGGUCUUUUUCCGGGCAGAAGUCACACUUACUUUACUUAUAAGGGUGUAGCUGGGUGCUGUGCUGUUGUUUAUCAAUAGGAAAUGAGAUACCUCAAACGCUGAAGUGUGUCUCUUUUUAGUUUUACAUACCAGACUUUCUGAUAAAAUUAACUUUGCAUGUUGCCUCCUUCCUGGUCUGAGCAUUCUUUACUAAGCUAAACAUUCAUUCUCAUGCACACCAUUUACAGAUCGUUCAUAAUGCAUUGUAGGGAUUGAAAACUUCUGUAGAAUUAUAAAGGCACUUUAUAAAGAAAAGGUAGAGAGUUUAUUCUUAGAAGCUUGGGUAGAAGCAUUGAAGCCUUUUUUUAAAGGAAGAUGAGUUCACUAAUACAUUACUUGACAUAGAAAGAACAUACAUGAGUAUACACAUCCAAAAAGCAUACCUAACAUUUUGAUAAGUGCACCAAGCCUAGCCUUUACAUUAAUUUCCCUAUUUGGAACAUGCAGCAUUGUGCUUGUGACUGAUACUGUUAUACUUUGCUGACAAACCUCUGAAUAUUAGAAUCAUAGAGCUGGAAGGGACCACAAGGGUCAUCUAGUCCAACCCAUUGCAAUGCAGAAAUCUUUAGCCCAAUGUGGGGCUCGAACCCACAUCCCUGACUGAACCCAUAGCUCUGCUGACUGAGCUGUCCCUCAGGAUAUAUACUCUGAAUAUUGAACAGCAUAUGAAUACCUGAGAUAAAAGGAAGCCUGAACAUUAUUAAGUUUUAUCUCUUGUCACAACUGGAGGUGGAGCUAUUUAGACUCUACAGGCUCUUUAGCCUAUUGAAAUGUUCCAAAUUGUGUUGUUGCUGUUGAAAUGGAUUUUGUUGUUGCAGUUGAAAGUUGAGAAACCAGCAGCAGCUACAUGUUGCAUUUUCUGGCACUAUUAAUGAGUGAAUUUGGGAGCUGUCCAGGAGUCUAGUUCUGAGACAAGUAGAGAGAUCAGUGCCUGCAUUCAGAAAGAAUCAUUCAUGGCAACGAGAUGCUGGGUGUAGAAUAUAAAAUCUAGUGGCAGUGUUUUCAGUGCACCCAUCAAUGUCCUAGUAACACUUUCAGUCAGAAAUAUAUUUAUUGUCUUAAUCACUGAUAAUGUUCUGCAGUGAAACAUAGUGCCUUUAGCAAAAGGAAUGUGGGAGCGAAAUAAAAGGAAACUUUUUUUAAAAAAGCAACAACAAACCACUUCUGCUGAAGUGUGUGUUUAGUGACACAGCAUCUCAAUCAAACAGUGCACGUGAGGUAAUUGAAAAGAAAAAAAGCUCACCUUCCCAUUUGGGGACUUACAUCUCACCAUUUAUUAUUUUUCUGUUAGGAAAGAAUAACAUGUUUUUCUCCAAGCUCUCAUAUUCCAAAGCCAAGAGUCAAAGGGAUGGAUCAUGUGGAUGUCCAGUGCAUGUGUGCAUCAAGGCUUUUCCUGACCCUCAUUUCUCUUUGCCCCUGAAGAUGUGAAGUGUGACAUGGUGCCGGAAGAUUUAUGUAUUCCCUUCCCUACCUUUUCAGGGUGACUAACAUUAGCUAAGAAUAAAACAACUGCAAAACAGCUAAAGCUACAUUUUUGAAAAUGCACAGCCUGAUUGCUAAUUGUCUUAUUAAGGUUAGGUGUAUUUGGAUCCUAAAUCACUAAUGCUGGGGAUUACACCCAAAUAGAAGUGUAUUGUAUAUAGAAGUGAUAUAUAUAUAAUUCUCAAAACACAAUUAGUGCUGGUGAGCAGAGUGGAAGCCUCUGAUUCCCCUGAUCAGCUGCUGAAUUGAGUAGGAGCUGAGGAAAGGGGAACUUUCUUGUUUCUUGCUUUCACACACAAGCAAUUUCUUUCUGCACCCUAAAUAUCCCCAUCAGUUGAUGUGCUUGCCUCAUCAGUAUUCAGGACUUCCUUUGAAAGCUAGGAAGGGAGGGAAGGUCAUUCAUUCUCUGGCCACUUUUACAGGCACCCCACCUUCAAAUGAUAUACCAGCUGGUAAAUAUCCAUUUAUGGUGAAGUCCGAUGAUGGGCGUGACGUUCCUGUUGUUCAAGCUUAUGCUUUUGGAAAAUACCUUGGCUAUUUGAACGUUGUGUUUGACGACAAAGGAAAUGUAAUUAGAGCAUCUGGAAACCCUAUCUUAUUAAACAGCAGUAUUCCUGAAGGUAUGUAUGGGAAGGAGAUCUGAAAUUUUGUUUCCUGUAGGUUGCCUAUUUAUAACAUUGAUGAUUACCUAAUUUAAGUACUAGAUAAUGCAUGAUGUCAUGUGUCGUGUCAUUGCUCCUCCUCCUUUUACUCUGGGUUGGAUCCAGAGUUGUCUUUCCACAAACGGAACAGCUCCCUCACUUUUGUAGAAAGGGCUGAAAUACGGUGGAGUCUCCUGUUGUAGGGGGAGGAAUGAUUUUUGCAGAUUCUCCCUUCCUCCUGUAUUCCCCACCCCUGGUGCCAAGUUGAAUACUGUUCCAGAGGGUCUCUCAGCACUUCAGAGCAGCUUUUUCAGAGCAUGCGGGCAAAAUGAGUGAAAAAUCAUCUCCCUCCUGCAGGGACUAUGUGGUAAUCGUUGCUCCAGUUAUGAGAACUCAGGAUCUAGCCUUCUUUCCUUUUCUAAAAUAAAUUAUGCGGGAUGGCUAUGAACUCACAUUAUGCCCACUAUAAAUUAAAUAUAUAUUUAUAUAUAAAGUAUCUUGUUUUAAAGUAUAUAAUUUCAUACACUCUCUUUAAAAACAAACAAACCCAGAAGCAUAUUCCCCCAAACUUAAGACUGGUUCUAAAGAGUUACUCUAGGCACAUCCAAAGGUUUGGACACAACUAGUGGGAAUUUGAUUUUUGACCUUUUUUUUUUAACCUGAUUCUGAUAUAUCACAUCUGCUUCUGAAAGUCUGCUUGGUUCUAAAAGAAGUUAGCCAUACUGUAUGGCACAGAAUAGGGGAGGGCUGCUUUUAAGAAAACCAAGUUAUUGGCUGUGUGACUCCUUUGGAUCCAAACUAUUGCAAGCUGGAACUUUGUUGGGAGUAUUCUGGAGUGCAAGUCUGAAAAGAACCCUGAACUAAUGUGCUGCAGAUAAACAAAUAUGCCAUCCUCAUCAGUCGCCUGGCCAGUAAUAACCUUCAACAUGCCCUACUUCUUUUUUAGCUGAGGAUGUGAAAGCAGAAGUUGACAAGAUGCAUCUUCAACUACAAAAUUAUUCUUCCCGGGAAAUAGGAAAAACGAUUGUUUAUCUAAAUGGUACAAGUCAAGCAUGUCGCUUUCAAGAGUGCAACAUGGGAAAUUUAAUUUGCGAUGCUGUGGUAAGAUAAUAAUCCAGGUUACUUUAAGUGGUUCAUUAUUUGAUAUUUAAAGUCUAAAGUGUUUCAUAUAAAGUCUGAGCCUCUUGGGCUUGCUGAUCGGAAGGUUGGUGGUUUGAAUCCCCAUGACGGGGUGAGCUCCCGUUGCUCUGUCCCAGCUCCUGCCAACCUAGCAGUUCAAAAGCAUGCCAGUGCAAGAAGAUAAAUAGGUACCGCUGCGGCAGGAAGGUAAAUGGCGUUUCCAUGCACUUUGGUUUCCAUCACGGUGUUCCGUUGCACCAGAAGCGGUUUAGUUAUGCUGGCCACAUGACCCAGAAAGCUGUCUGUGGACAAACACUGGCUCCCUUGGCCUGAAGUGUGAUGAGCACUACAACCCCAUAGUCGCCUUUGACUGGACUUCACCAUCCAGGGGCUCUUUACCUUUAUCUUUUAUAUGAAAGAUGUGGUUUUGUGGCCAGGGUUGCUUAUCUUCACUUGGGGUUCAGCUGGCUAUGAAAUUGUUAUGCUUUUGGUCUUGUUAGUCCUUCCUGUGGACAUUGAACCUAUCGAACAGAAACUGCUGAUUGCACAACUGUAGAAUUAGCUAAUUGUUCACUAGUGACAAAAGCCUGAAACAGCUUGAAAGCUGUAAGUCCCAAGCUUUUAUAGAGGUGUUGGACUUUUACUUCUGCAUGUCUUUCUUUUUCCUUCAAGACUUGCCUCUGGGAAAUUUUUCUUAGGAUCCAUACAGGUCUUUUUGGGUGACAUUGCUCACUAUUAUAAAGUACUGGCAGUUCCUUUUGCUGCCUGGGGCUGACACCCAUGGCACAUUCAUCAAUAUGUGAGUACUGGCAUCACAUCACAUUUUUUUAUAGCUCUAAAUCACAACAGGUGGAGACUGUCACCAUGUAAAGAUGUAUUUGUGUGCAGCAGCUCUUGGACUGAGCUAUUUACUCCAGAAUAUACCAAAUUACAAAGAAUGAGAGAGAUUGUGGUGGCAAGGGACUGGGAGAACUGUCAGUUGUGAGUCACUUACACGUGAACAGCUAAAUCUUGGAGUAGUAGGUGGACUAGCCUUCAGGAUAUUCUUUUAAGUGUGCAAACUUCCUUACUGUAUUGGUUGAGUAACCUCUAAAGCAACCAGGGAAAGGGGAUUCAUUCUGGGCUUCCAUAGGUAAAGGGUAAAGGGACCCCUGACCAUUAGGUCCAGUCGUGACAGACUCUGGGGUUGCGGCACUCAUCUUGCUUUAUUGGCUGAGGGAGCCAGAGUACAGCUUCCAGGUCAUGUGGCCAGCAUGACUAAGCCGCUUCUGGCGAACCAGAGCAGCGCACAGAAAUGCCAUUUACCUUGCCGCCAAAGCGGUACCUAUUUAUCUACUUGCAUUUUCGAGGUGCUUUCGAACUGCUAGGUUGGCAGGAGCAGGGACCGAGCAACGGGAGCUCACCCCGUCGCAGGGAUUCAAACCGCUGACCUUCUGAUCGGCAAGUCCUAGGCUCUGUGGUUUAACCCACAGCGCCACCUGCGACCCUCUAAAGCAGCCAAGGAAAGAGGAUUCAUUCUGGGCUUCCAUAGUUGCCUUGUAAAAAACUGAAUAUAAGGUUUGCACAAUUAAUUAGGUUGACCAGGCAUUACCGUCCUGUCACGGAAGUGUCUAAAGGGCUCUCCAUAGAAAACUACUUGACUUGUUUGUACAGGCUACUUUGCUUAGAUUCAUGAACAAUCAUUGACUAGGAGAGGUGUCAUAUUUAAUUGAUUGCACUAAUUUGUUUGGACGAGAAUGAUAUCCCUUCUACAGCUAAUUAUUAGUAGACUUAGUUAAACAUUGACCACAGAUUAGUUUAGGGCAUCUUUCAGUUGAUAUGCAGUGCAUUAAUGACUUAAUGUUCCUGUGUCAGAUUGCAAUUUAGUUUCUGCCAAUGCUGUUCUUGGAAAAAAGAUACCCAGUUGUAUUCUUACACAGGCUAGUUGGAAAACUAAAAGUGAUUCUGUGAGGUUUACAGAGUGAUCCUUAGAAGUAAAUCCCAUUUUCUUUAAUGCUGUACGUAAGUUAUGUUUAGGACUUCAGCCUCAGAAUUAUUAUUUUUAAAACCACCACUCUUGAUUUGUUAAAAACCCUUAUAUACUGCUUUGUAUUGAAGAAAUAUUCAAAAAGGUAUACAAAAUCAGUAAACUGUAAAAAUACAUCAUAAAAAAUAAGCGCUAUAUAAAACUGAAGUGUAAAAAGUCAAUACAAUAAACUGUGGACAGCCAGAAUAAGAAACCUGCAGUCUCCAUGUGCCAUUGGACUACAGCUCCCAUCAUCUCUGACCACUGGUCAUGCUCAAAUGUGAGUUUGUUAUGAUUUAGUUAUUAAAUUUCUGCCUUUCCUCCAGGGAGCUCAAGACAGUAUAUGUGGCUUUUCCCCACAACAUACUUCAUCUUGGAACCCCCUUGAAAUCUCACACUUCUGUGGAGAUUGGAGGUGGUGUGUAACAAUACAUUUGCCUGUGUGCACCUUGUAAGAACUACGACGUCAGCUUUAGUAUUCAGUUUGUAAGCAGGGAGAAAUCCCCAAAGAUUACUUGCUGUUAUUAUAGACGCACAUGCCCACCAAAUUAACCCUAAUUGUGAAACAGAAAUACAACAGCAGAAAAAGAGAGCUGUAGACUUUUCAACAGGGGGGAAAAAUGCCAUGCUUGCAUUUCCCAGAAUAACAGCACAUGUAAAAAAAACCUGAAAUUUUUCAUAUUGGAUCUCCACAAGUCUGUGUUGGGCUGGGACCGGGAAGCUCCAGGUUCAGAUCCCCACUCAUAAUGAAGUUCACUUGGUGUUUUGAGCUAGCUACUGUCUCUCAGCCUUGCCUACUUUACAGGGUUGUUGGGCAGGUAAAAGAGGGAGAGGGAAGAACCUGUACAUUGCCUGAAUUCCUUAGAUAAAGAAUAAGGGAUAGUUGGAAAUAAAUAAUGGAUUCUAGUCUAUACUGAUUCCAUACCAAGUCCAUUGAUAUAAAUGAUUUUUAGUAUACUACUAUGAAUGUUCUGUAGUCUUUAAUUACAGUUGUUUUAUUUGUGUAAGUAAACGAUUUGUUGCUAGAUAAUAUCCCAGUUUCCCCCUUCCCCCAUCACUUUAUAAGAUCUUUUCCUUUGCUGGCUUCCUGAAGUUCUUGAAGCUGAGAUAAAGCGCAGACUGAAACUGAUAGAAUUUUUUUUGUGUGUAAACGUUUUAGGUUUACAAUAACCUGAGACAUCCAGAUGAUAAGCAAUGGAAUCAUGUUUCGAUGUGCAUCAUAAAUGGUGGUGGAAUACGGGGACCCAUUGACGAACAAAGCAAGAAUGGUAUAUCUAGCUUUAGGGCUUUUUCUUCCCCAAGGGAAUGCUGCUAAAAUUUCCUCUUCAUACCCCACAUUUCUCUCAAUAAGAUAAUUAGUUUUAGGGAUUCUUAUUUUAGAGCUUAUCUACUAUAUUUCACAAUGCUUUUCAAGAUUUGACUUUCUCCUCCCCAUUGAACACACAUACAUACAUUUCUAGCGUAUGCUUUUAAAACGAAUCUUACACCUAUUCAGAUAUAUACCUAAUAUACAUUUCUGGAUGCUGAAACGCUGGGGACCAAUUUAAUGAUUAUUGUUUUCAUACAAAGGCUUGUGAAACACUUGGCAGUGUCUCCGUGUGAGAAGAAUACCAUGAUCCGUACCAAAUGGGUCCUUCUCACUUGGAAAAUCCCCAUGCCAUAAGCUUGUACAUGGUAGCCCUGCCCUGGGGACUCUCCACAUGUUACAAGGGAUUCUGCUGCUUAUAUGCUUAUAUGAUUGUUCCUAUUUGUUUUAUACUAUAAGCUGCCCGGAGACUCUGAUAAAUGUGGGGAUAGAACUAUCAGAAACAUAUUUAUUUAUUAUAAUAUUCUUACUCUUUAUCCUGUGAAUUUAGGGUGGCAUAAGCAAGGUUCUCAUGUUACAGUCCCUGCAACAAGCUUGUGCCGUAAGAUAGACUGCAAGAUUGUGACUUGUUGGAAGGCAGUCAGUGAACUCCACUGCUGAUCAGGGGUUUGAACUCAGCCCUUCUCUUGUCUACCGCUUAUAUCUACAAUAGCAUAGUCUUCUAAAGUGAGAAAUAGAGCACAAAACCGAUUGUUUUAUGAAACGUCCUGUCCCAUUCAGGAACUAUUACUUUGGAAGAGUUGCUGUCCGUAUUGCCUUUUGGAGGAACUUUCGAUUUGCUGCAGAUCAAAGGCUCUACUCUGAAGGAAGCAUUUGAACAUAGCGUUUACAGACAUGGGGAAGGGACAGGGGAACUCCUGCAGGUCUCAGGUAAGUUACUUUGCCAGCGUUGCCUGUUCAAGGGCCUAAACCCACACAUACUCACAAAGGAGUAUUGUAAGAGGAUUACCUGCUUCUGCUUUUAAAACAACGACGUAUCUGGAACGUUGCUCCAUUCUCAAGGUUAGGUGUGGUGGAACCAGGCAGGAGAUCAUCCCAGGGUUAGGUUUAUCUUACAAGGGUGGUGCAAUUCAUCAAGCAAGCAGUACACAAAUGUUUCUAGCUUGGAUGCCCUCUCACCAGCAGCAAAAACAAGCACGAGCCACAAUUACUAUACUGCUCAUAUUAAGACAAAAACAAAACCCCAUUGUACUUACGACACUAUUCAAAUAAACUAAGCAGGACUUCUUGCCUUGAUAAUGGACUGGAUGAGAGCCAAUAAGAUGAAGCUCAAUCCAGCCUGGGGAACUGUUAGUGGGCGGUCCCCUAGACCAGAUGGACGGGAGGUGGCUUGCUCUUGGUAGGGUUCCACUCCCUCUGAAGGAGCAGGUAUGUAGCUUGGCAGUUAUGGAUCCAUUGCUCUUGCUUGAGGCUCAGGUGGGCUCGGUGGCACAGAGUGCCUUCCGUCGGCUUUGGCUGGUGGCCCAGCUGUGUCCCUAUUAGGCCAGGGAUAGCUUAUGCUCUGGUAACCUCAAGGUUAGAUUAUUACAACCCGUUAUACAUGUGGCUGCCUCUUAAGAUGGUUUUGAAACUUCAGCAGGUGCAGAAUUCAGAGGCCAGGUUGCUCACCGGGGCAAAACAAGUUGAGCACAUAAGGCUAAUUCUGUCCCAACUACACCGGCUGCCAAUUAGUUUCUGCCUCCAUGGUUUUUUUUCUGGGGGAAAAGGUGGGAGAUCUCACCAGAAAGGCCCACAAUAAAGAAAUAUAAAUAUUAAUACCGGCUAAUUAAAUUACCUGUGGCAUUUUAAACUGUUUGUGGCUUAUUUAUAUUUUUGUGUUUUUAGAUGGUAAACUGUCCUGCAAUCUUUGGAUGAAGGGCAAUGAAGAAAUUUAAUAAAUGAAAUAAAUGAAAAUAAAAUUCUUAUAACUAAAAGCUACUUCAUGUGUGGGGAUUUUAGGUCACAGACCACAUCAACAAAUUCACUGGAAUUAUUGUGACUUUAUGGAUUGUAUCCAAUGUUAGUCUUACUUGAAGGAGAUGCAUUGAAAUGAAUAUGACUAAGGUUAGUCCAUGAAUUUUAAUGGGCCUACUCUGAGUAUGACUAACAUUGGACACAACCCUAUACACACACACACACACACACACACAUUUAGAACAAGAAUAUUUUUAUACGUGUUUGGCUGCCUUUGUGUGAGCCACCAGCUUUACGAGUCUUUGAAAAAACCUAUAUAGAAGAAUAAAGUCCAUUGGACGUGAACAAAAAAUGAUGCUUUGUGGUUAUGUAUGUCAAUGCCGUUUUCUGGAUCUGUUGAUUAGUUUUCAAUUUUAUACACCAUAGACACUCAUUUGUGGAGAAACUAAAUGCAUUUAAAGCAAAAUAUCCUCCGGUACUACCUUGCUAUAGAGUGUGCUUGACAUGGGAUCACUGGAGGAAUCGUUGGAGGAAAGACAGCUACCUAACUCAUUCAGCUUUGGAAUCCAGUGUGUCAUGGGAAGCAGAAUAACACCCAGACAGAUCAUUGCUUCACCCAACACAGUAUUAUCUGCACUGAGUAAUUGCCAAUGGCUCCCAAGGUUUUAGAUUAUGGAAUAGCAGAAGGUUUCACAAUGGCUGAACCAAGGAUCUUUUGCAUGCAGUGCAUGUGCUCUACCCUUGCUCUGCCACUGCAGUGUGGUCCUGUCCUGUGGUUAAAUGUUGUGCUCGCAUCAGUUUAUUCUGGUUCUGAACUUCCAAAGAGCCAGCGUCAUUAUUUUUUCAAGCAAGUUUUUAUAGACCCAAAGAAUGCAAGAGCUGAUGUCUAAAAAUGCUGUUCAAACUUGUGCUUCAUUGAUAGGUAUACAGGUGGUGUAUGAUCUUUCAGAAAGUCCGGGAAGCAGAGUGGUCAGCUUAAAGGUUCUUUGCACAGAGUGUAGAGUACCAGUCUAUGAACCACUGCAGCUGGAAAAAACAUACAAAGUGCUUCUACCUUCUUUCCUUGCUGGAGGAGGAGAUGGAUACCACAUGCUAAAGGGAAGCUCAAAUAACCACAGUAGUGGUAUGUAUAAGUUAUUCCUGGCGAUCUGUAAUAUGGCACAUAGAAUGUAUAUUGGAAUUAAUGUCCCUGUAGGAGACCACUCUCCCAUGAGUGUGGAAAAUGCUGCUAUUAGGCAAACCUUUAUUUAUUCUAGCUGCAACAGGAAAUAUUUAACUCAGGUUGGUUUUGGAGUUCAUCCAAAAGUAGAGAAUGGGAAAAGCAAGAGAAUAAAUUGCUGAUCUUGAAUUUAUGUGUUGGACAUACAAAAGAAUUUUCUAAAGUCAGAUCAGUUUUACGCAGGCUUUUCCUAGCAUGGUUACUGCUGUCACCACAGUUGCUCCUGUGCCAGUCUUUUUACAUGCCAAUCACACAUGCAGACCUCCCUAGAGUUCUAGUGUUGCUUGUGUGGUUUGUUCAAGUCAGCAUGGAGAAGGAAGACAAUAGAUAGAAGCCUUCACACGUCAUCUGGCCUGGUGUAGGAGCAACUGCAUGGACAUUGGUGACAAUGCAAGGAAAAGCAUUUAAAGAGGGUAGGGCCUUCCAGAUGGAGCCUUUAAAACAGAAUACCAAAUCUAAAGAGUUUCAUUUCAAAAGAGCAGCCAAUUAAUAUCCUGUGCAGAAACCCUAAGCAUGUUACAAUUUGGAUUCGGGCAUCUACUGUAGCAUGUCACUGCUUUAAUCGUAUAUAGAGAGCACUGCAUAUUUUACAAAAGGGAAUGCAUACUAGGGAACAAGAGGCUGUGAGGACUCUUCCAGGAGGAGGUCAUCAUAGGAGGUGGCAAAAAGAUGCAAAAUCUCUUUUCUGGUACAGUGGCUUGGCCUAGAAAACACAGCUCGACAAACUAUUUACUCACCGUAGUUACAGAAUGUUGACCAACUGGGUGUGAUUAAGAUGCUGCAAUGAUUUGACUGAAAUGAACUUUGGUGUUUCUUUUUCCUUUUCUUAAAUAGGUGAUCUUGAUGUCGCCGUUGUUUCCAACUACAUAACUAGAAUGGGAAGGGUAUUUCCAGCGCUUGAAGGUCGUGUGAGGUUUUCUGCUGGAAUUGUUUUCCAAGGACAUCUUUCUUUGAUUUCCGUUUUAUUUGUUUUACUUCUGUGCUUCGUUUUUUAG
This is a messenger RNA of Podarcis lilfordi (Lilford's wall lizard), 22494 nucleotides long. NCBI's taxonomy places the organism in Eukaryota, Metazoa, Chordata, Lepidosauria, Squamata, Lacertidae. The record is from the annotation of a GenBank genome assembly.